CACAGUCACGGCUCAAUACACAAACCUCGUCCUAUUUUUAGCAUUUAUCAUAAUGUAAACAGAUUGUAUGCGUUAGAAGACAGCUUAAUCACUUUGCCGAUAGAGGGAACCGUGUGGGGAUAUAUACGGCAGGAAUAAAGUUCAAAUUAUGGCUUGUUGUGGGAAGGGACCAGGCUAUGCCUCGCCUAUGGACGCCAUGAGGAAUGGCCCGAGAGAGGAGAUAGUCUACAUACCGUGUAUAAUUCCUCCCCAGACAAGAUCAAACAGACCAGAUUAUCUUGUUACUGUAAACGUUGAUCCUAAAUCACCAAACUAUUCAAAGAUAAUCCACAGAAUGUACUUGCCAAAUAUCCAGGACGAGGUACACCACACUGGCUGGAAUGCUUGCUCCAGUUGCCACAAUGACUCAUCAAAAUCUCGUAACCGACUGAUAAUGCCGUGUUUGGGAAGCAGUAGAGUCUAUAUUGUUGACGUGGGAACAGACAAGUAUGCACCGAGAAUACAUCAUAUUGUGGAACCCAGUGACAUGCACAAGGUUGGUUUGACGACCCCACAUACAACACAUUGUUUGGCUAACGGAGAAAUUAUGAUAAGUUGUUUGGGUGAUACCGAUGGCAACAAUAAAGGUGGUUUUGUUACCCUUGAUGGAGAAACAUUUCAGCUGAAAGGCAGAUGGGAACGGGGACCAGAAGCCGAGUAUGGAUAUGAUUACUGGUACCAGCCGCAUUUCAACGUGAUGGUUAGCUCUGGUUGGGCUGCUCCAAAAACCUUCAAACCUGGGUUCAAUCCAAAUGAUGUUGGAAAAGGUUUGUACGGCAUUUCUUGAUAUGAUCUCAUUACA
Molecule: messenger RNA, 841 nt
Organism: Mercenaria mercenaria
Lineage: Eukaryota; Metazoa; Mollusca; Bivalvia; Venerida; Veneridae
Product: methanethiol oxidase-like
Exons: 6
Coding region: 149-826 (225 amino acids)
Molecular function (GO): selenium binding
Source: RefSeq, a predicted model, not a curated record